This is a messenger RNA of Kazachstania africana CBS 2517, 492 nucleotides long. RefSeq names its product Shu1p (gene SHU1). The coding region runs from base 1 to 492 and encodes 163 amino acids. The transcript has a single exon. The record is from RefSeq and is a predicted model, not a curated record. Lineage: Eukaryota; Fungi; Ascomycota; Saccharomycetes; Saccharomycetales; Saccharomycetaceae.
AUGGCCGUUAUCUAUGAAGUUCUGCAAAAACUAUUACUAGGAAAAGCUGCAGAGAAUGACAAGAAAACUUUAGUUUUUACAUUGGGAGAGGAAGCCAGGAAGAAUAUAGGAAAUAUUGGAGAAGACGGGCAGAUUACAAUGAGCCUAAAAAUGAUAGAAAAUAAUAGGAAGAAUGUACAUAUAUUAUUUUUAAACAGGCUACAAUAUUUAUUUAUGUAUCUGAUGAAGUUAGAGGCCGAUAAGGAUAAGUUUCAGUAUGAUAAUCUGAUUUUAUAUGGCCUUGAUUCGUUGAUUGCACAGUACAACACUGAAGACAAUGCUGAAGAUUUGAAUGUUGAACAAAUUAGGUUAAGCAAUUUGAUUUUCAAUUCAAUUUUCAAGAUUAAAAGAAAGUAUGAGAUAGAUAUGUUAGAGUUUAUACCAAUCGAUGAAGGAGCUCAAAUUUCUUUGGGUUUGCUCAAAAUUGAAAAAUAUUGGAAAUACGUAUGUUAA